Messenger RNA from Nymphaea colorata (pocket water lily), 1900 nucleotides. Its product is annotated as beta-glucosidase 44-like. The transcript has 11 exons. The record is from RefSeq and is a predicted model, not a curated record. Lineage: Eukaryota; Viridiplantae; Streptophyta; Magnoliopsida; Nymphaeales; Nymphaeaceae. Gene Ontology annotation, biological process: carbohydrate metabolic process. Gene Ontology annotation, molecular function: beta-glucosidase activity. Bases 127 to 1689 code for a protein of 520 amino acids.
CCACUGCUUCCAUCCUCGGGGCACGAUAAUCGAGGCCUCAGUGCAGGAGAGGCACUCCCCCUCUCUUUAAAUCCUCAUCUUCCGUCGCCCUCUCCCUCAACCUUCAUCUCUUCCUCUCUACUGUUAAUGGGGAAGAUCAUGAAGCACCUCUCACUCUCGUUCUUCUCCUUCCUAUUUUUCUCUCUGUGCUUCCAGCAAUGCUCGGCUGCCCACGAUGACCCGCAGGCGGCCGGGCCGGAUUCCGGCCGUUUCGACACCGGAGGGCUGCACAGGGGCAGCUUCCCCAAGGGUUUCGUCUUCGGGACGGCGACGUCGGCUUACCAGGUGGAGGGCAUGGCCGACAAAGACGGCAGAGGCCCCAGCAUCUGGGACGUCUUCGUCAAAAAGCCAGGGAUCGUUGCUGGGGGCGCCACGGGAGAGGUGUCCGUGGACCAGUACCAUCGCUACAAGGAAGAUGUGGACAUAAUGGUCAAGCUUAACAUGGAUGCUUACAGAUUCUCCAUAUCUUGGUCCCGGAUAUUUCCAGAGGGAGCGGGCAGAGUGAACCAAAAGGGUGUGGAUUAUUACAACAGGUUGAUCGAUUACAUGCUGGAGAAAGGGAUCACCCCAUAUGCAAACCUCUACCACUACGACCUUCCCGACGCCUUGGAGCAGAAAUACAAAGGACUGCUUAGCCGCAGAGUCGUGAAGGACUUUGCAGAUUAUGCAGAUUUUUGCUUUAAGACUUUUGGAGACAGAGUGAAGAACUGGAUGACUUUCAAUGAGCCCAGGGUUGUUGCUGCUCUUGGCUAUGACAAUGGCUUCUUUGCACCAGCAAGGUGCUCCCGGCCUAACGGCAACUGCACAGCAGGAGACUCCACUACUGAACCAUACAUUGUUGCACAUAAUCUGAUUCUCUCUCAUGCAGCGGCAGUUGAAAGAUAUCGGACUAAGUAUCAGGCAACUCAGAAAGGCAGGAUUGGCAUUCUUCUAGACUUUGUGUGGUAUGAACCUCUCACUAAUUCGAAGGCCGACCAGUUCGCUGCCCAACGAGCAAGGGACUUCCACAUUGGUUGGUUUCUUCAUCCCAUCGUGUAUGGCGAAUACCCAAAAACAAUGCAGAACAUCGUUGGAAAACGCCUUCCAAAGUUCAGCGGCCAAGAAGUUAAGAUGGUAAAGGGGUCCAUCGAUUUCCUUGGUGUCAACCAGUAUACUGCUUACUACAUGUAUAAUCAGGUUCAGAGCAGCCAGAAACCAGUAGGCUACCAGAACGAUUGGCAUGAUGGUUUUGCUUAUGCACGCCAUGGGGUGCCUAUUGGACCAAGGGCAAACUCAUAUUGGCUCUACAUUGUGCCAUGGGGUAUCAACAAGGCCGUGACAUAUGUCAAAGAACGUUAUGGAAAUCCAACCAUGAUUCUAUCUGAAAAUGGAAUGGACCAACCUGGAAAUGUUACUCUCCCGGGUGGAUUGCAUGACACAUUAAGGAUAAAUUACUACAAGAGCUACCUCAUUGAACUAAAGAAAGCGAUCGACAAUGGAGCUAAUGUGGUCGGAUACUUUGCAUGGUCUCUGCUUGACAACUUCGAGUGGAGAUUGGGCUACACCUCGAGGUUUGGCUUGGUCUAUGUGGACUUCUCGAACCUAAAGAGGUACCCGAAGAUGUCGGCUUAUUGGUUUCAGGAGAUGCUUCGACGUGAUCGGAAGAACUAGACAUUGGCCUGAUUCCAAGACUUGGGCCAACUUCUGAUCCCCAGUAAUAGUAGUAGCCGCAGUAGAACUAGCUCCAGUAGCAGCAUGCUGCCAGCUGAACUGCAGAAAUCGGCAAUUUUCUUUGAGUUUCAGUCUUUGAAUUUGUUUGUUGUGUCCCUUAUAGAUAGUGGUAUCGAAGACUAUAUAUGAAGUUAUAGUGUUUUUGCUUUCA